Molecule: messenger RNA, 186 nt
Organism: Clunio marinus
Lineage: Eukaryota; Metazoa; Arthropoda; Insecta; Diptera; Chironomidae
Source: the annotation of a GenBank genome assembly
AUGUUUCAUGAAUUUUUAUUUCCAUUUUUUUGCUUUUUUGAAAGCUUUCAUCUUCAUUUUUCUCAUAUUGCAUCAGAAUGGGACUUUUAUCAAGACAUAACAGCAACAUCAUUGAAUCAACAACUUUUACACUCCCCACAAUAUUUUCGUUGUCUUUUUGUAACAUUUUUCCUUUUAAGAUAUUAA